AUGGACCCGCGGAGCGGCUUCUGCCCGGCGACGAGGACGUUCCGGAGCCUGCGCCUGCCGAUCGCGCUCCCGCCGGAGGACGCGCCCGUCUCCUUCCCGUCCUUCGCCCUGUCCCGCCUCCCCUCCCCGCUCCCGGCGCACCCGGCCAUGGUCGACGCGUCCACCGGCGCCGCGCUCUCGUUCGCGGCGCUGCUCGCCCGCGUCCGCUCCCUCGCCGCCGCGAUGCGCGGCGCGCUCGGCGUCGCCAGGGGCGACGUCGCUCUCGUCCUCGCGCCUCCCAGCCUGGACGUCCCCGUGGUGUACCUCGCUGUGCUGUCCCUCGGCGCCAUCGUCUCGACGCUCAGCCCGCUAUCCACGGCCGCCGACGUCGCCCGCGCCGUCGGCCUGUGCAGCCCGUCCGUCCUCUUCGCCACCGCCGCCACCGUAAGCAAGGUCCCCGUGGGCCGGACGAAGCUGCUGACCGUCGUUCUGCUCGACUCGCCGCAGUUCGAGUCCUUCCUCCACGAACACGAGCCGGCGGAGGCGGACGGGCCACCGCCGGUCCAGAUGCGGCAGUCCGACGUGGCGGCGAUCUGCUACUCGUCGGGGACGACGGGGCGGACGAAGGCGGUGGCGCAGUCCCACCGGCGCCUCAUCGCGUCGUCGCUGCAGGUCCCCUCGGCGCGGCCGCGGGCGCCCGGCGGGCCCGUGGUGACGCUCCUGGGCGUGCCCAUGUUCCAUUCGUACGGCUUCCACAUGCUGAUGCGCGGGGUCGCGGCGGCCGAGACGACGGUCGUGGUCACCGCGCCCCGGGGCGGCGCGGCGGCCGUGCUGGCCGCGGGCGCGAGGUGCCGGGCCACGCAGAUGUUCGUGGCGCCGCCGGUGGUGGUGGCCAUGGCGCGGGGAGGCGGCGGCGGCCCGGAGGGGUUCCCGGACCUCGUCCGGGUCGACUGCGGCGGCGCGCCGCUGAGCAGCGCCGCGGCGUCGGCGUUCCAGGAGAGGUUCCCCGGCGUCGAGCUGUCGUUGGCAUUAGGAUCAACUGAGGGUGGCGUGACAUCAAAAAUGGUUGGUCAUCAGGAAUGUCGUCGGAUAAAAUCAACAGGGCGACUAUGUAGUGGCGUUGAAGCCAAAGUUGUUGACAUUAUUAGUGGUGCACUGUUAUCAAUCUAUAAGCAAGGGGAAUUAUGCAUUCGAAGCCCUAGUGUCAUGCUAGGAUAUGUUGGAGGUAACGAGACAAGAAUAUCUGCAUUUGACUCUGAUGGCUGGCUUAAAACUGGUGACCUAUGCUAUUUUGAUGAAGAUGGCUUCCUUUACGUAGUUGAUAGACUAAAGGAUAUCAUUAAGUACAAAGCAUAUCAGGUUGCACCAGCAGAGUUAGAGGAUGUGCUACAUUUGAUUCCAGGGAUAUGUGAUGCUGCAGUUAUCCCAUACCCGGAUGAAGUAGGACAAUUGCCAAUGGCAUUUGUCGUAAGACAAAAUGGGAGCAAUAACCUCACAGAAGACCAAAUAAUCGAUUUCAUUGCAAAGCAGGUUGCCCCUUACAAGAAGAUACGCAAAGUUGUUUUUGUUGAUUCAAUACCACGGUUGCCAUCUGGCAAGUUGCUGAGGCGCGAGCUUCCUAGCCCGUCAUGCCAUGUCCAAGAUUAUUUUCUCCGCCUCUGA
Messenger RNA from Panicum virgatum (switchgrass), 1641 nucleotides. RefSeq names its product 4-coumarate--CoA ligase-like 7. The record is from RefSeq and is a predicted model, not a curated record. Gene Ontology annotation, molecular function: CoA-ligase activity. NCBI's taxonomy places the organism in Eukaryota, Viridiplantae, Streptophyta, Magnoliopsida, Poales, Poaceae. The transcript has 7 exons. Bases 1 to 1641 code for a protein of 546 amino acids.